Molecule: messenger RNA, 3014 nt
Organism: Gossypium raimondii (Peruvian cotton)
Lineage: Eukaryota; Viridiplantae; Streptophyta; Magnoliopsida; Malvales; Malvaceae
Product: protein tesmin/TSO1-like CXC 2
Exons: 10
Coding region: 552-2819 (755 amino acids)
Molecular function (GO): DNA-binding transcription factor activity
Source: RefSeq, a predicted model, not a curated record
UCAUCAAUUUGUUUUCCCUCCAAAACGAAUAGAAAAGAAGAAGAAGAAGAGAAAGACAAUGAAAGAGAAAACAAAAAGGAAGAAAGAUUAUAAAUAGUAUCGAAAAAUCCAGUAAAAAAAGUAGUGAGUGGAAGGGCAAAGAAAGGAACAUGAACAACUCCGUAGAAUGAUGUUUCUUUUACUUUAUUAUAGUGUUAAAGUGAGGAGAAAAAAAAUUCAGAGUUUUAGCAAUGGAAAUGUUAGGACAUCUGUAGACAAAAGUGGGCCUCUUUCUCUUUCUUUUUCUCUCUAUCUCUUUUCCCUUUGGCUGUAAAUUGUAAUCUAAGCAAAUCUAAAUUUUGGGUUUUUUUUUUUUUUUACAUUCCAAUAUCACUGUCUCUGUCCACGAGAAAAAUCCCAAGCUAUCCCAAUUUUCCCGCUUCUUCUUGGUGUUCUUUGUAUCUUUCUUAUUAGCUUGGGAGUUAAAGCAGAUUGAUAGAAAAAAAAAGAGGGACCAUUUUCAAACAGUUUUUGUGAGAGUGAGGAGUUUUCUUUUCUUUUCUUCUGUGGAAAUGAUGGAUACCCCAGAGAAGGCCCAGAUUAGUUCUUCACUUUCUAAGUUCGAGGAUUCCCCAGUCUUUAACUACAUCAACAGCCUUUCCCCCAUCAAACCAGUCAAAUCCAUACAUGUUACGCAGACGUUCAACCCGCUUAGCUUCGCAUCGCUUCCAUCUAUUUUCACUUCACCCCAUGUCAGCUCUCACAAGGAAUCUAGAUUCCUGAAAAGCUAUACAGAUCCAUUGAAACCCGAGUCGUCUUCUGCGGAUGGGACUAAAGUUAGAACAAAUGAGGAGGCGGGUGCGGAUGCACAGGAGAAUUUUGAUCAAGGAGUUUCCCGGGGUGAGACUUCUUUUGAGAUGCCUAAUGAACCUUCAAGGAUUGCAAUUGGGCUGCCACAAACUUUAAAGUAUGAUUGCGGUAGCCCCGACUGUGAUGCAACACCUUGUGUUAUCAAGACAACUUGUGUCUCAGACACAUCUCUCGCAAUUGUUCCAUUUGUUCAAGAGGCCUCUGAAAAAGGCUUAUCUGAUGGAGUGGAAAUACGGGACACUUUCCAGGUUGAGCAAAAAAGGGAUACUAUAGGAUCUGAGUGGGAGAGUUUGAUUUCUGAUACAUCUGACCUAUUGAUUUUUAAUUCCCCCAAUGAUUCGGAGGCUUUUAGGGGUGUGAUUCAGAAAUCUUUGGACCCUGGUGUUCUUAUUUCUCAGUUCUCACAAGAUGAUAUCAAUGAGGCAUGCCAAACUACUGUUGAUUUGGACAAGUAUAAAGAUCAAACUGAAGGAGCCGUAGAGAUGAACGAGAUGAACCCUGUGAAUGAAAGUUUUGAGGACGCUAGUGUGACUAACUUCAUAUCUGGCAGUCUGACUGAUUACAUGGAAACUCGCAUGUCAGCCCCAUAUUCUUUUAAGCCCGAUUCUAAUUUGCAUCGUGGGUUCAGGCGGCGCUGUUUAGACUUUGAGAUGCUGGCAGCUCGGAGGAAGAACUUAGAUGGCGGUUCAACUACCAACUCUUCUACAGAUAACAAAUUGGUGCCCGGUAAGCCUGACAGUGAUUCCCCAAGGUGCAUUGUACCCGGAAUUGGUUUGCACCUAAAUGCUCUUGCAAUAGCCUCAAGGGAUAACAAGAAUAUGAAGCUCGAAACUUUAUCUUCUGGAACACAAAAGCUAAGUUUCCCUAGCUUGAAUUCACCCCGCACAGGCGGUGCAGAAACUGCUUAUGAAUCUUUGCCUUCAGCCUCAACUGAAAGAGAAUCUGAUGCUGUUGAAAAUGGGGUUCAACUUGCAGAAGAUGCUUCUCAGGCAUCUGCCUAUUUAGUUAAUGAAGAGUUCAAUCAAAAUAGUCCCAAAAAGAAGAGAAGGAGAUUAGAGCAAGCUGGAGAGGGUGAGUCCUGUAAACGAUGCAACUGCAAGAAGUCAAAGUGUCUGAAACUCUACUGCGAAUGCUUUGCUGCCGGUGUAUACUGCAUCGAACCGUGUUCGUGUCAAGACUGCUUUAAUAAGCCUAUCCAUGAAGAUACUGUACUUGCAACACGCAAGCAAAUUGAGUCUCGAAACCCACUUGCAUUUGCUCCCAAAGUGAUCAGGACCUCUGAUUCAGUACCUGAAGUCAGGGAUGACUUGAUCACAACACCAUCUUCAGCUCGACAUAAACGAGGAUGCAACUGCAAGAAAUCAAAUUGCCUGAAGAAAUAUUGUGAAUGCUUUCAGGGCGGUGUUGGAUGUUCCAUCAACUGCAGAUGUGAAGGGUGUAAGAAUGCAUUCGGUCGGAAGGAUGGAUCUGCUAUCGUGGAAACCGACGGGGAGCCAGGAGAAGAAGAAAUGGAUCCUUCUGAAAAGAAUGCACUGGACAAAAACUUCGAAAAGCCCGACAUCUUAAAUAAUGAAGAGCAAAAUCCAGCUUCUGCUCUCCCAACAACUCCACUACAACUUUGCAGACCUUUGGUCCAACUGCCAUUUUCAUCGAAAAGCAAACCGCCACGGUCCUUCAUUGCCAUCGGAUCAUCUUCCGCACUGUAUACUGGCCAAAGAUAUGGUAAGCCUAGCAUCAUUCGACCUCAAAACAUUAUCGAAAAGCAUUUCCAAACUAUUGCUGAAGAUGAAACGCCCGAGAUUCUACGAGGCAAUUCGUCUCCUGGAACUGGGAUUAAGACUUCAUCCCCUAACAGUAAGAGGAUCUCUCCUCCUCAAUGCGAGUUAGGGUCAACCCCUGGUGGUCGGAGUGGCCGGAAGUUAAUAUUGCAGUCAAUACCCUCAUUUCCUUCCCUUACUCCUAAGCAUUAAAAAUGGGAACUUUCCAGUUUCCACAAAGUUCAGAUGAAAUUCUUUAAAAAUCAUUGUAUGUUAGAGAGGCAUUUGCAGUUAGGCUGUAUCUGUGUAAUAAACUUAUUACAUCUUUGCUUCCAUAAUGUUCAACUUCUCCUUGUAUAAUAUGGAAUGUUGCAUCUUUAUUUUAAUGUCCAACCUCAAUUUUGUAAA